UCCUCCAGGGUGCUGACAUCCAGAAGAUUAAGAUGACUUGUUCUAUGAAGAAUGACAGCCUCAUAGGAUUUCUUCUAGGUCUCGCCUUACUAUCUUUUGUCCAUGGAUAUAUCAAGAGAGACAUAAAUUAUAUGCUGCUAAUCCCAGCUACGCUGCACUAUCCUUCCAUAGAGAAAGCCUGCCUGCUGCUGGAUGGGGACCUUUACAAGUGGGGUUUUAUUGUGACUGUGACCUUGGAGGUUCAAGAGCAAAACCUUAAUUUGUGUAAAAAACCCCCCAAAACUGGUUUUCACUGUUGUUACUUUACGGUUCCUGCCCCAAGUGAUGGCACCUCUGAAGUUGGUAUAGUGAAAAUCGAAGCUCAAGGCAAUGUCAAUUUUGUGGACAGUAAAAAGGUGUUGAUCUUGAGAGUACCUCUUGGAGUUGUGAUUCAGACGGAUAAACCAAGUUACCGCCCAAGUGAUACUGUGAAAUUCCGCAUUGUGACGUUGGAUGAGAACUUUGUGUGCGCAAAGAUGAAGUACAACGUUGUGGAGAUGAAGGACCCUAACGGCAACCGCAUCUUUCAGUGGUUGGAUGUGAACACCACAAGUUGCAUUGCAGAUCUGAGCUUUGUAUUGACCUCCGAUCCCAUACUGGGCACCUACAUCAUCAGGGUAGAUAAUGGACUGGCACUCAAGACCUUUGCAGUUGAAGAGACUGUGCUUCCUCGCUUUGAAGUCACCAUUGAACAGCCAUCUAUGAUUUUCUCUGGGGAUCCCACAUUCUUACUGAAAGUUUGUGGAAAAUAUACUUAUGGGAAGGGGGUUCAAGGAAACGUGAAUGCUGACAUUUGCAAUACGAUCUGUACUACAAUCACUGGAGAGACAGAUACCACCGGUUGCUUCCAAUCAAACGUGGAUGGAAAUCUCUUGAAGUUCAAUAACUAUAUCUAUAAUGUUGAGAUAAAAGCGUCUCUGGUAGAGGACGGCACAGGAAUAACGUUUUAUGCCUUCAAAACGGUCCGUGUUUCAUUUGAAGAACAAAUCCUCGCAUUUGAAGAAAUGGAUUCUUAUUACAAAGGUGGAUAUCCAUAUCGCAUAACGCUAAAAGCGCAGGAUCGGGAUGGUGCCCCACUCCAGUUUGUAAAUGCUUCUCUGGAAGUGAAUUUUCAAAAAGAUACGAUCAACGUAGAUGGAAAAACGGAUAAAAAAGGAAAAGCACGCUUUACCCUGGACACAUCUGGAUGGAACGGGCAAGUCAUGAUCCGGGGAAACAUCAUCACUUCCUCUGCUGGGCAAUUAGAUGGAAGAAUUUGGGGUCCAGUGCACUUCCUGCUCCCCUUUUACAGUACAGCGGAAAGCUUUCUAAGACUGCAGCCCUUCUCUGGGAUCAUUCCAUGUAACAAGCGAAUAAGGAUACGAGUGGAAUAUGUUAUAUGCCCAAGUGACCUAAUGAAAGACUACAAAAGUGUCAAAUUCUAUUAUAUUGUUAUAGGUACCGGUGGGAUAAUGCAACAUGGAGAAGAAUUAAUCGUAUUGGACAAAGAGACCUCAUUUAAUGGAUUCUUAACAGUCCCAAUCACUUUCACAUCAAAGUUUGGGCCAGCUCCCAAAAUGAUUGGGUUUCUGCUGCUGAAAAGUGGUUAUGUGACUGCAGACAGAGUGCUCCUCUCGAUGGAAAAAUGCUUUCCUAAUCAGGCAUGGUUGAAGUUUUCACAGACAGAAGCCAGCCCAAAAGCAAAGCUGAGUCUCCAGAUUGGAUCCUCAGCUGGAUCCAUGUGUGCAAUCAGAGCUGUGGAUAAGAGCGUACAGAUCAACAAUGAAGAAAAAGAGUUGACCACUGAAAAUGUGUUUUCAAUGUUUGAAGGUUCUGUAAGAGGUGGAUAUCCAGACGUUGUACAGGAGCAUCAGAUCUAUCGUUGUUGGAACGAUGAUUAUGUGGAUGUGUUCUCUUUAUUUAAGGAGACUGGUACUAAGGUCCUGACAAAUACACAAAUACUGCAGCCAGAGAAGAAAUCUACCAACUGCAUGAUGUUUCAACAACCAAUGAUGUAUAAUAAUGUACCAAUGGUUCAGCCAUCUCAAAGCAAUGAUGCGGUGAGAAAAUAUUUUCCUGAAACCUGGCUCUGGAACCUUGUACCUAUUGGUGAAUUUGAAAAAACAAGCAUUCAAGUAACUGUCCCAGACACCAUCACACAAUUCAAUGCCAGAUCCUUCUGUGUGGGAGACAGUGGUUUUGGUCUAUCCCCACAAGUUUCUUUGACUGUCUUCAAACCAUUCUUCGUAGAACUUACUCUGCCAUAUUCCAUCAUCCAAGGAGAGACACUUAUUCUCAAAGCUUCUGUCUUCAAUUAUCUCAAGCAGUGUUUGAAGGUCCAAGUAACCCUGCUCAAUACUACAGAUUUCUCAGUGAAAACAUGUCAGAACUGUAUGUACUCUAGUUGUGUCUGUGCCAAUCGAGAUGUGACAUUCGUCUGGAAUAUCACUACCAACCAGAUGGGACUGCUGCCCCUCACUGUGAGAGCGGAGGCAGUGGCCGGCAAUGAUUUCUGUGACGGGGAGAAACCAUAUGUGCCCCCUAGUGGAAACCUAGACAUACUGCAACGACAACUUCUAGUCAAACCACGAGGCUUCAAGAAGGAGGUUACAGAAAAUAUAUACUUAUGUCUGAAUGGUUCUAAUGACCACAUCGAAAAAUCAUUCUCACUUAUUCUGCCGGAUACGUGGGUGAAGAACUCAGAGAGCGCAUAUGUCUCCGUCAUGGGUGAUAUUCUGGGCACAACCCUGCAAAACCUCGAUCAUCUUAUCCAGAUGCCGUAUGGCUGCGGAGAGCAGAACAUGCUGACUAUGGCGCCCAUUGUAUACGUGCUGGCCUAUCUGAAAGUCACAGAACAGCUGAGCGCUGCGCAAAAGGAGAAAGCCAUAGGUUACCUGCAAAGCGGAUAUCAACGACAGCUCUCCUACAAACGCUUCGAUGGGUCGUACAGCGCAUUUGGAAUGAACGAUGCUGAAGGAAGCACUUGGCUCACCGCAUUCGUGAUUAAGUGUUUCUACCAGGCAAAGAGCUACAUAUUUAUUGAUGACGAAGUCCUGGCACAAGCCGUGACCUGGCUCGGUCUACAGCAGCAAGAGGAUGGUUGCUUCAUCAGUCGAGGGAUGCUGUUUCACACACUCAUGAAGGGUGGGGUGGAGGACGACGUCUCACUCAGUGCUUACAUCACAAUAGCCCUUUUGGAAAGGGGCACCCCAGGAACUGACCCUAUGCUGGUGCGGGCUCUCUCCUGUCUAAAAAACAAAGUGAGCAACUCAUCCAACCUGUACACUGUGGCACUGUUGGCGUACACCUUUGCCCUGAGCAAUGACUUUGAAACCAAGCAGAUACUUCUAGAGAAACUUUUUCCAUUUGCAGUGUCCUCAGGAGGUAACCUAUACUGGAUGUACACGAUUAAGACCGUUGAUUACUCCAUAUCAGCCAGUGUUGAGUUAUCUUCGUAUAUUCUACUAGCGUUGAUUACUACCCCUACGUUAGCGGCAAGUGAGCUCCAAAAAGGCUUCCAGAUUGUCAACUGGUUGAUGAAACAGCAGAAUUCCUACGGGGGGUUUUCUUCCACACAGGAUACCGUCGUAGCUAUUCAAGCUCUGGCUAAGUACACAAGCAUAACAUACACCCCGAAAGGCUCUGUGUCCGUUACGGUUUCUCAGAACAAAAAGACUGUGGGGCAGUUUCAGGUGGAUGAAACGAAUCGUCUUCUCCUCCAAAUGGUGCCUCUGCCAAUCAUUCCUGGGGACUACGGGCUGACCUUUAAAGGAAAGGGCUGCGUGUUUACUCAGAGUGUCCUAAAAUACUAUGAGCUGCUGCCGCAAGGAGCACCAUUCUUUAGUAUUGAUGCCAAAAUUGGGGACUGUGGGAGAGACAACCAACUAUUGACUAUUCAAAUAAUAGUCAGCUACACUGGAGAUAGAAAAGUUACGAAUAUGGUCCUUAUUGAGGUGGAAAUGCUCUCAGGAUACCAGCUCAGCUCUAUCGGCAUCGUUAAGAUCAAGUACUUUCCUCUGGUGAAGAAAGUUGACGUGCGCCAAGAUUCCCUUACCAUUUACCUAGAAGGGCUUGGUCAUAAAUCAAACACAUACUACAUUCAUAUUCAGCAAGAGACCCAGGUCAAGGACUUGAAACCAGCAAAUAUCAGAGUAUAUGACUAUUAUCAGACAGAGGAGAAUACUAAGACGACGUACAGUCCCUGCCCGUGAGAAGUCGCAACGCUGUCCUCCAGGGACAUCAUAGGGCACCGAAGUGACUGGGUGAUUCAUAUAUGUGCAUGGGGGUGGAAUAGGUGUCACCAUGAAUAGAAUAAA
Molecule: messenger RNA, 4334 nt
Organism: Bufo bufo (common toad)
Lineage: Eukaryota; Metazoa; Chordata; Amphibia; Anura; Bufonidae
Product: alpha-2-macroglobulin-like protein 1
Exons: 35
Coding region: 33-4229 (1398 amino acids)
Cellular component (GO): extracellular region
Molecular function (GO): endopeptidase inhibitor activity
Source: RefSeq, a predicted model, not a curated record